AUGUCUGUCGCCUGGGAUGUGCAAAACGGUGAGAUCGACGCUGUCAAGAAAUCGGUCAACGCUGGAAACGUCCACGAAGUGUACAACGGUCGUACUGCUGUUCAAAUCGCCGCCGAUUAUGGACAGACCGCUGUGAUUGACUAUUUGAUCAGCAUUGGGGCUAACAUCCAGGAGAAGGACAAGUACGGGAUCACUCCAUUGUUGUCGGCUGUCUGGGAGGGUCAUCAUGAUGCUGUCAAAUUGCUUCUUGAGCACGGUGCUGAUCGCUCGAUCUUUGCUCCAGACGGCACUGCUCUCAUCGACUGCACCGAGGAAGAAUCGAUUCGUGACCUCCUCAAACAAUAG
This is a messenger RNA of Caenorhabditis briggsae, 345 nucleotides long. NCBI's taxonomy places the organism in Eukaryota, Metazoa, Nematoda, Chromadorea, Rhabditida, Rhabditidae. Gene Ontology annotation, biological process: regulation of barbed-end actin filament capping. The transcript has 3 exons. Gene Ontology annotation, molecular function: protein binding. The coding region runs from base 1 to 345 and encodes 114 amino acids. The record is from RefSeq and is a predicted model, not a curated record. Gene Ontology annotation, cellular component: nucleus; cytoplasm.